AUGGGAAUUUGCUUUAGUUGUGCUUCUGUUGAUGAACAAACUAGUACCCCAUCCACCACUGCUCAAUUGAGUUCAGGGGUAGUAUCGCAAUCGCAGCAAACGAGUAACAGCAACACAACAUGUUCAUCGAGCGGGAGCACAGCAGCUGUUUCUGGUGACAGCAGAUUAUCGGGAAGUGGGAGCGAUGAGUACUCGAAUGCGCCCCCCCGAGGGCAUAUGUUGCCCCUUCCUAAUUUGAGAAUAUUCAGUUAUUGGGAAUUGAAGGCUGCCACUAGAAACUUCCGGAGUGAUACUGUUAUUGGUGAAGGUGGUUUUGGUAAGGUUUACAAAGGCUGGCUCGACUCUUCGAAAACUAGUACUACCGCUUCUUCAUCAUCAUCAUCAUCCGUCGUUGCUGUCAAGAAGUUGAAUCAUGAAAGCAUGCAGGGCUUUCAAGAAUGGCAGUCUGAGGUGCAUUUUCUGGGAAGACUUUCUCAUCCGAAUCUUGUUAAGCUAUUGGGGUACUGUUUGGAGGAUAAAGAGCUUUUGCUUGUCUAUGAAUUCAUGCAAAAGGGCAGCUUAGAGAACCAUCUUUUUGGAAGGGGUGCUGCUGUUCAGCCACUUUCAUGGGAUAUUAGGCUUAAGAUACUCAUCGGAGCAGCUCGUGGUAUUGCAUUCUUGCAUGCUUUAGACAGAAACGUUAUCUAUCGAGAUUUCAAGGCCUCCAACAUAUUGCUCGAUGGGUCAUACAAUGCUAAGAUAUCUGAUUUCGGUCUGGCUAAAAUGGGUCCAACGGCUAGUAAAUCUCACAUCACCACACAGGUUAUGGGAACCCAAGGCUAUGCUGCACCAGAGUACGUCGCCACAGGGCACUUGUACGUGAAGAGUGACGUGUACGGUUUUGGUGUGGUGUUAGUAGAAAUGCUGACUGGUUUGGGUGCAAUGGACACAAACCGGCCAUCUGGACAGCAGAAUCUGGUAGAUUGGAUAAAGCCAUAUCUAUCGGACAGGAGGAAGUUGAAGACAGUUAUGGAUUCUCGUUUGGAAGGAAGAUAUCCAUCAAGAUCCGCUUUCCAAAUUGCUCAACUCACUCUCACUUGUCUUGAAAACGAACAGAAGAAUCGACCUUCAAUGCAAGAGCUUGUUGACACACUUGAAAGAAUCGACUCUGCUGCCAAGGACAGGCCGCCUGCAUCACUCCAUUCUACUAAUAAUCAUACACCAGCUUAUAAUAAUAACAGAUCACCCAGGCAUCAUCAUCAUCAUCAUCGUUCUCCACAUCAUCAUCCUAGGCAAGAACCACAUCGAGCAUAUCCUCUCCCACCACGCACGUAAUUUUUUUCUACAUUAUCAUGUGGUAGAUGUAAAGGCUAGUUUGUUUUGUAAAUGAAGGAGAUUCUGAUUACGAGCUCAAAA
Erythranthe guttata (spotted monkey flower) is the source of this 1395-nucleotide messenger RNA. Its product is annotated as putative serine/threonine-protein kinase PIX13. Gene Ontology annotation, molecular function: ATP binding; protein kinase activity. Lineage: Eukaryota; Viridiplantae; Streptophyta; Magnoliopsida; Lamiales; Phrymaceae. Gene Ontology annotation, biological process: protein phosphorylation. The record is from RefSeq and is a predicted model, not a curated record.